This is a messenger RNA of Colletotrichum destructivum, 219 nucleotides long. RefSeq lists its product as uncharacterized. The coding region runs from base 1 to 219 and encodes 72 amino acids. Lineage: Eukaryota; Fungi; Ascomycota; Sordariomycetes; Glomerellales; Glomerellaceae. The transcript has a single exon. The record is from RefSeq and is a predicted model, not a curated record.
AUGCGAGCGGCCCAAUAUCCAGGUACUCUGUGCCGCACGCGAGGGUUAUCCGUAGAUAUGCACGAUAUGCGCAACUUUGUCCCCGCCGCUUCACCCUGGCUGGCCCGUGGCCCCCUGCUUCCCAUCGGCAAUACCAUGGUUGACAAGCAAACGAGAUUCCGAAGUGAGUCGGUGUCACGUCUUUUGCUCGACACCCCCCCCAGCGUCCCAAAGCUGUAG